Molecule: messenger RNA, 694 nt
Organism: Ochotona princeps (American pika)
Lineage: Eukaryota; Metazoa; Chordata; Mammalia; Lagomorpha; Ochotonidae
Gene: RPL9
Product: ribosomal protein L9
Exons: 6
Coding region: 35-613 (192 amino acids)
Biological process (GO): cytoplasmic translation
Cellular component (GO): cytosolic large ribosomal subunit; ribosome
Molecular function (GO): structural constituent of ribosome; rRNA binding
Source: RefSeq, a predicted model, not a curated record
CCUGCCUUCUCACCGCCAGUGGUUAUGUUGCAGAAUGAAGACCAUUCUCAGCAAUCAGACUGUCGACAUUCCAGAAAAUGUCGACAUCAGUCUGAAAGGGCGCACGGUGAUUGUGAAGGGGCCCAGAGGAACCUUGCGAAGGGACUUCAAUCACAUAAAUGUGGAACUCAGCCUCCUGGGAAAGAAGAAGAAGAGGCUCCGAGUUGACAAAUGGUGGGGCAAUCGCAAGGAACUGGCCACUGUUCGCACCAUCUGUAGUCACGUCCAGAACAUGAUCAAGGGAGUUACACUGGGCUUCCGGUACAAGAUGAGGUCGGUGUAUGCUCACUUCCCCAUCAACGUGGUAAUUCAGGAGAACGGAUCUCUGGUGGAAAUCCGGAACUUCCUGGGUGAAAAGUACAUCCGAAGGGUUCGGAUGAGGCCAGGUGUUGCUUGUUCAGUGUCUCAAGCCCAGAAAGAUGAAUUAGUCCUGGAAGGAAAUGAUAUCGAACUUGUUUCAAAUUCAGCUGCUUUGAUUCAGCAGGCAACCACAGUUAAAAAUAAGGAUAUCAGGAAAUUUUUGGAUGGUAUCUAUGUCUCUGAAAAAGGAACAGUUCAGCAGGCUGAUGAGUAAGUUGCUCAGCUGUUGAAGUAAGGAUCCUGGAUUGUUUCUUAUGUCAUUUUAUUAAUGCAAUAAAAGAUGUGUUGAUACAAU